Molecule: messenger RNA, 645 nt
Organism: Myotis davidii
Lineage: Eukaryota; Metazoa; Chordata; Mammalia; Chiroptera; Vespertilionidae
Gene: CD164
Product: CD164 molecule
Exons: 5
Coding region: 106-441 (111 amino acids)
Cellular component (GO): endosome; lysosome
Source: RefSeq, a predicted model, not a curated record
UGAUUUCAUGCAUUCCUCCCCACCCCAGAAAUCUGUGAAAAACACAACAGCUGUGCCUCCUGUGUUAAUGCUAGCAAUGAUAUUGCUAAUAUUUCCUGCUUUUGGAUGGAAUGUAAAGAAGCAGGUAGAAGCUACUGCUCACAAAAUUCAACAGUUACUGAUUGCCAGGUGGUGAAUAGUACAGAUUUCUGUUCUGUGCCCACCGCCUCGCCGUUGCCAACCAAUUCUACAGCUAAAACCACAACUAUGCCUUCUUCUACAACUGCUACACCAGGUUCAACUAAUACUACUUUAAGUCCAACUUCACAACCUACGCGAAAGUCUACCUUUGAUGCAGCCAGUUUCAUUGGAGGAAUUGUCCUUGUCUUAGGUGUGCAGGCUGUAAUUUUCUUUCUCUAUAAAUUCUGCAAAUCAAAAGAACGAAACUACCACACUCUGUAAACAGACCCAUUAGAUUAACAAGGACUGGCGUGUAACUCAUUGAAACCAAAAUAUUAUAUUUCAAGACGUCCCACAUGGAAGACACUAUUCCAGGAUCUUUAAAUUUUCAAAGGAUGCAUAUAGGAUACUUUGGAGCAUCGUGCUUGAAGAAAAAUCAAUUAAAUCAUUUUGCUCAACAGGAAUAUUGAAAAUAUUCUGCAUGAA